Rhincodon typus (whale shark) is the source of this 1597-nucleotide messenger RNA. RefSeq names its product F-box protein 8 (gene fbxo8). The record is from RefSeq and is a predicted model, not a curated record. The transcript is spliced from 4 exons. Lineage: Eukaryota; Metazoa; Chordata; Chondrichthyes; Orectolobiformes; Rhincodontidae. The coding region runs from base 1021 to 1581 and encodes 186 amino acids. Gene Ontology annotation, biological process: regulation of ARF protein signal transduction. Gene Ontology annotation, molecular function: protein binding; guanyl-nucleotide exchange factor activity.
UCUGCAUCCUAACAUUAUCUGUACCGGACUAGCAACAGCAUCCAUGCAUCUGUCUAUCUCCAUGGACCGAUUGGUGGCCAACACGGUAAGCCAGGACUAACAGAAUGCUCAGUGGCUUCCAGAAAUGCAUCCAGAUCUCCACUCCAUUUUUUUUUAGGCAUUAGAAUAUGCAGCCAAGAUGUUGAGGUAUUCCAUAUAGGACCCCCACCUUGCCCUCUUCAUGACACUGUUUCAACAAGGAACAGUGGAAUUGUCCCUGAUGCUCUGGUCGGUAUUCAUCCCUCAACAAACUUCCAUAAAAACAGAUGACCUAGUCAAAAUCGCAUUGCUGUUUUUCGGAGCUGCUGCAACUCCUGUAUAAGUAUAGAAUUGCUUAAAACAUUUUGAAUUGGUUGCAAAGUGUUUUACAGCAUCCUGAAAAGCACUAUACAAAUGCAUGUUAUCCUUCAUUUUCCUGUUCCGUAUGCCCAGUGCUGGAAAGACGUCCUCAUUAAGUAUCAGUUGUGAUAUUGAGCAUGAAUAUAAAUUCCAGCAUGACAGUUUGUAUAGUUGAGUUCACUAACUCUGCUAACACCAGGAAAAUGGCAUUAAAAGCUUACUGGCUUGACAUGUAAACUCAACUCCAUUCUUUCCAGGAAUGGGGCCUGCCAUUCCUUUGUGCUUUCGACCCCAGAUGACUCCAGCUUCACAAUAUGAGAUUGACUGACUGACUUUUAUGAAAUUGAAACUAGUGAAGCAUUCUGUUGAAAAAGAAAGAAAACUCCAGCAAACUGCUAACACUAUCCCACACAACUAGGCAUUGAAAAGAAGUGUAGCCUUUGCAGUGCCGUUUACGGUUCCCAAGAACCAAUUUAGAAGAAGAAUGAUCACUUGGGCAAGAUAUCAGGAAACUGUCCCCAUUGGUCUAACUCUGCCCAAAAAGAGAAAUCAAUGGAGAAAAACAAAAAAAUCAAGACACAGCAACAAGAUCUGAGUCCAUCUGUGUUCUUGGAAUUGAAUUUUGACAUUUCAUGAGUGAAGAUGGGUCAGGGGCUGUGGAGAGUUGUAAGGAAUCAGCAGCUGCAACACAGAAGAUACAGGGAGGAAAGUUAUUAUCUUGGGGGACAUGACAGGAGACUCACUGCUGCAAGUCGCAAGCAGGCCCAGAUUGGGAUUGACAUCUACCACAUUCUGAGAGUUGGCAGAUCGAAGGAAGAGCACGGAUUUCCAGACCUGGAGCUAUUGCCCCCAGAGCUUAGUUUAACCAUUCUCUCGUACUUGAAUGCGACUGAUCUUUGUCUGGCCUCAUGUGUCUGGCAAGACUUGGCUAAUGAUGAUGUCCUUUGGCAAGGGUUGUGUAAAUCCACCUGGGGUCACUGUUCCAUUUAUUAUAGAGACCACCCUUCAAAUUUUAGCUACAGGAAACUCUACAUGCAACUCGAUGAAGGCAGCCUUACGUUCAAUGCUAAUCCUCAUGAGGGAAUAGGCUACAUUUUUCGCAAAGGCAUACUGGACAAUGUUCCAAAGGAAAUUGCAAAGUUUAUUUUCUACACAAGAACACUAAAUUGGAAGAAACUUCGAAUUUAUUUAGAUGACAGGUAACAUGUUUGUAAAUAUG